GGUCUAGCUGCGCAUGCUCACUGCGCACCCGUUCCCGUCCUGCUUGCAGGCUGCGCCAUGGACUUUGGUACCGCUCAGCGAGCUGUGCUCCAGCUGCUCGGUACUACGGCUCCAGCAGAUGUCCCGGCACUGCUCCACUGGAUGAGAAAUACCCGGGAUUUUGAUGAAUUCACUCAAGAUAAUAAUGACAUUAUGUUGAAAAACAUAGCCGAUGACCUUCGGAGCUGUCUGCCCCAAGAGGCUGUGCUUUGCUCGGAACAGCUAGCCCUUCAAAAAAUGCGACAGCAGCCGGAGCCCACAGUUCACGUUGAUGCAUUCCUUUACGAUGAAGACUUUAUUGAUUCAUUAUGUGAGGAAGGGAAAAUGAGCAGAAACUACUGUACUGUGUGUGGCUCACACCAAACAGCACCUUUAGGUUUUAUUUCUCAUUCCUUCUCACUGGCGGAGUUGAAGCUCAUUUAUCAGCAUGUACUCCCGGAUCUGUCAGGAAAGGUCUUGGUUGACAUUGGCUCCAGACUUGGCACAGUCCUUUAUGCGGGCUACCUUUACAGCUCGGCAGCGCAGCUCUAUGGAGUAGAGCUUAAUGGAGAAUUUUGCCAUUUGCAAGAAAUGGUCAUAAAAAAAUACCAGUUCAGUGACAGAAUAAAGGUGCUUCAUGCAGACGUCUGUACCCAAGGUUCACUUCUGCAAAGUGCUGAUGUCAUUGUAAUGAAUAACGUCUUCGAAUAUUUUCUUACUGAGGCUGAACAGGCAAGAGCCUGGGGCUACAUCAUCCAUAAUGUAAGAAAACAAGGAUCACUACUAGUGACAGUACCAAGUCUCCAAGAUUCUCUCUUAGGUCUUGAGACUAAUAUGCAGCUGUCUUCCUGGGUGGAAGAGAUACCAUUGAACCUUGAUGUGUACCCACAAAGGGACAUGGACAGAGAAGCUCUUGAACAAAUUCAUUUAUAUAAGGUUCUCUAGCACAGGAGUAACGCUGUCUAGUGUGAUAUGUUAAUCCAUGUGCUUUGUAGAGUCUCUUUUAUGUUUUGUGUGUAUGAUUCUAUAUCUGUAAAUAGUUACAUAUGAUUAUACAUAUACAGUAGUUGUAUAUGGCUAUAAAUAAACUAAAUAUAAUUAAAAUA
Messenger RNA from Phodopus roborovskii (desert hamster), 1124 nucleotides. RefSeq lists its product as uncharacterized. The record is from RefSeq and is a predicted model, not a curated record. Gene Ontology annotation, molecular function: S-adenosylmethionine-dependent methyltransferase activity. NCBI's taxonomy places the organism in Eukaryota, Metazoa, Chordata, Mammalia, Rodentia, Cricetidae. Bases 58 to 963 code for a protein of 301 amino acids. The transcript has 8 exons.